Messenger RNA from Closterium sp. NIES-67, 1772 nucleotides. The record is from the annotation of a GenBank genome assembly. Lineage: Eukaryota; Viridiplantae; Streptophyta; Zygnematophyceae; Desmidiales; Closteriaceae.
CGCGAGAAAGGCCAAGCCCCCCAGUCAGCAUGAGAAAGUCAGAAGUCGACAUGAGAGAGGAGGGUCAAGCAAGACAGCCCCGCAUAACUUCACCUCAGCAGCAGCAGCGCUUCCCACGACCAGACUAAUCCGCCUUACGCGUUUCUCCACCCUCACAAGUGCUACAAGAUAGCAACGCGAACCAAACCUCAUAACCCGUUGUCGCUGCCGUAUGUUCCGUGCCGAGAAUAUUUGUCUCGCAUAGCCUGGGCAGUGUCAGCCCAGCGAAGCUCGAAGCAACUCACCUCCAGGCGGAACCUCAUCUCCCUUGCGUUUCGCCAUUUUGGGGAACAAGGGUGUCUCGAAGCCUAAUUCCUAGCCGCCAUGGCUCCGUUUUGGGAGUUCCGCGUGCAUUCCGUGCCCAACCCGCACCCGCAGCUCGGCCAAAAGCCGCGCCCCAGCGCGCUUCUCAUCCCCGAGCCCGUCGACCCUCCGCCCACCCCCCGCCCCUGCGCCACACAACCCCCGCGUCCCUCCGCGCAUCUCCCGAAAAUCCUGAACCAAUCGCUUUGGCCCAACCAACCGCCGCUUUUCCUCUCCGCCCAUCCAGCCGCGUCCAUCCCUGAGCCCUCCGCCCCGUCUCUUGCGCCGCCGCCCGCUCCGCGCACUGCGCAAGGGCGGAAGCCGCGCCAGCGUCCGCCGCGGCAGCCGAAGCUCUGGGACCUGCUCCCCGAGCUCCCCCCUGCGCCCCGCCCCUACGCCCCGUCACGCCCCCCCGCACCCCCGCUCCCCUCCAAGGGGGAAAUAGAGUCCGCCUUGGUCUCGCGCCCUUCCGGUCAGCCGUCUGCGACGCCGUUCUGGCAGCCGGCCCCGCGAAACCCUAACCGACAAGUGUCUAUCGGCUUCCCGACAGCAGGUUCUGGCGGCGUGAUAGAUCUCUCAACGUGGGGCUCCGCCACGGGCGGCGCUGUGCGCGGGGGAGACGCAGGGCGCGGGCGGAUAAAUCAGCGGGAAUGGCAGCGGGAUAUCCCCCAGAUUCCAUCGAAUUCCGCCACUAAUAGUCGGAAAAGCCAGGAGAGGGGACAGGCCCGGGGAUCCGACGCUGCGUCCGCCAGCAAUAGCCAAAUCCAAGCGCCGCCCGUUGCGCGGCCCCGCGAGGGGCUGGCAGCGCCGCUGAUCGUGGCGCGCGCGCCUUCCAGCCAACCUGUGAUCUGCGGGGCUGCUGCUGCUUCCUCAGCGCGCGUUGAGGAUCCCACACUCUCCACUGCUGCACCUUCCUCAAGGGACCUCUCAGUGACCAGGCAGCACCGAGACUCCUGCACAUGCUCUGUGGACUAUUCCUCGCUAUGGGGGUCAUUAAUCUCAGCUGCUGCGGACGUUGCUUCGGUGGUUGGCGAGGUUGCUUCGCUCAUCGCACCACUAUCACCCACAUCCUCCUCUCUAACAAGCAGUGCCAGAAUCCCUCUUUCAGCAGCUGCUAAAAAACCCACUGGCACUAGCGUUGCCGCACUAGCCACGAAGGGUGUUGGAUCAUCAAGGGCUCAAAGCCCUUCAUCUGUCCUCCAAACCCAUGCACUAUCUGACAUCUCGUCGGAGCCAAGCCCGGACACGAGCACAUGAUAUCCUAGUGUGCAGGUGUUAACCUUGCAUACUUCCCAGUUGUGACUUAGUCAGCGAAGUUGAAAUGACAACAUAUUUUGAGUUCUCAAAGUUCACCUAGUUACGCUUGCACCCACCCAAGAAUUGAGUGUGUGUGGCUGUUUUGCUGUCUAGCAUAGCCAUUAUAGGCAACC